This is a messenger RNA of Aureobasidium namibiae CBS 147.97, 1563 nucleotides long. RefSeq names its product galactokinase-like protein. Gene Ontology annotation, molecular function: ATP binding; galactokinase activity. The transcript has a single exon. Lineage: Eukaryota; Fungi; Ascomycota; Dothideomycetes; Dothideales; Saccotheciaceae. The coding region runs from base 1 to 1563 and encodes 520 amino acids. Gene Ontology annotation, biological process: galactose metabolic process; carbohydrate phosphorylation. The record is from RefSeq and is a predicted model, not a curated record. Gene Ontology annotation, cellular component: cytosol; cytoplasm.
AUGGCCGGCAACGUUCCCGUCACACAGUCGCUAGACGACAUCUAUCCCCAGGAUGCCCUCGAAAGCCAGCGCAAGAGAUGGAGUAACCUGCUGUCGUCGUUCAAGGAAGCAUACGGCCGCCCCGCCGAGUUCGUCUCACGCAGUCCCGGUCGCGUCAACCUGAUUGGCGAGCACAUUGACUACUCGCUGUACGAGGUCAUCCCUAUGGCUGUCACGGCCGACGUCCUGCUUGCUGUCGCCGUCUCGCCCGCCAACGGCUCGCCCACCGUCCGCAUCCAAAACGUCCAGUCGGACAAGUUCGCUACCCGCUCCUUCACCAUUGCCCACGACGGGGAAGUCGACAUCGACCCUACAUCUCACGAAUGGACCAACUACUUCAAGUCCGGCCUUCGCGGUGCCACCCAACUGCUCAAGAAGCACGCCGUCGCGGGAAUUGGUCAAUUGAACAUCGACAUCCUGGCCGACGGCACUGUUCCCGCUGGAGGUGGUCUGUCUAGCAGUGCCGCCUUUGUCUGUGCCAGCGCUUUGGCCGUCAUGAGAGCCCACGGUCAAGAGACGGUUGACAAGAAGGAGCUCGUCGAGCUGGCUGUUGUUUCCGAGAGAGCUGUUGGUGUCAAUUCUGGAGGCAUGGACCAGGCUGCUUCGGUGUUUUCCCAGAGAGGCUCUGCCCUGUACGUCGCUUUCCAGCCAGAGCUCUCUGCCCGCACCAUAGAGUUCCCUCAGACACACACUCCUUUGACCUUUGUCAUUGCUCAAUCCUUUGUCGCUGCCGACAAACACGUCACCGCUCCCGUCUGCUACAACCUCCGCGUCGUCGAAUGCACUCUUGCUGCUCGUGUCCUGGCCAGCAUCUGUGGUUUGAAAAACCUGCCCGACGAUUCAUCCCCGCUAGGCUUCAGUCUGCGCUCCUUUCACGACAGCUACUUCAAGAAGAAGGGUGCCGUCGGAGACGACGUCAAGGACUUUAGAUCUCAGCUCGACCAGCUUGUUCACAUUGUCGACAAUUACCUGCCGCAAGAAGAAGGGUAUACUCGUCAGCAGAUUUCGGAGCUCAUUGGCACUUCGGUCGACGAGCUGGAGAAGAGAUACAUGACCAAGUUCCCCGUACGCGCCGACAGCUUCAAGCUUAGGCAAAGAGCCUUGCACGUCUUUGGUGAAGCUGUGCGCGUGCUCAAGUUCAUGGACCUGCUGCAAUCGCCUGCCCCAUCUGAUGACAAGGAGAGCGAGGAGCUUCUCAAGAGUCUAGGAAACCUACUAAACGAUACCCAAGAAUCAUGCCGCGAUAUCUACGAAUGCUCGUGUCCCGAGCUCGACGAGCUCUGCAAGCUUGCUCGUUCGGCUGGUGCAUAUGGCAGUAGAUUGACGGGCGCUGGUUGGGGUGGCUGUAGUGUCCAUCUCGUGCCCCAGGACAAGGUCGAGGCUGUCAAGAAGGCAUGGGAGGAAAAGUAUUACAACAAGCGAUUCCCCGACAUGGACGCCGCCAAGUUGCAGGACGCCAUUGUCGUCAGUAAGCCUGGCAGUGGAAGCACUCUCUUCCAAGUCGCCGGCAGAGAGAGUCUUUAA